UUACACCAGUGAUGAAACUGCAGUCUUGUGACAAACCUGAGGGCAUCAACAUUUCGUUACGUCAAAAAAGAAUAAAAGUUGUAAAUAUUGUGAAACUUUUUUUACGUAAGAGUUAUUGUCAUUAAAUUUUAGUUCCUGUUUAAAUGACUUUCAAGUCUCUGUUUAAUUGGGGAGGAUCAGGGGGACACUUCAAGGGUCCUUACGUUCCACUUGAACGAUGGCAAAGUGGAUGGGAACAUCCGCCUCACAGCCAUGGUCACAGUCAUGGGCAUCAUGGAGGAGGUGGUAAAGGUGGAAGUGGAGCUGCUUUGAGUGCUCUAGCUCUCUUAGCCUUUUUAUUUUUUAUUAACUGUAUGCAGCAAUCAUUAAAUGACAAUACUACAGCAACAGUAUCAACAACAACUACAGCACUACUAGUUCGUGACGAUGAUGAUUUUAUAUCAAGCGGAGUGGAAAGAAAUCCAGCAAAAUUAGUAAAAACAAAGCAGCUGCCUCUCACCCCCAGAAACAAAAGGUCUAAGUUCGAAAAGGGCGACAUGGGAAGCCACCCAGAUCAAUACUCUUAGUCCUUUUAUUGUAAACUGCUGAUGUAGUGUCUAUCAAAGAGAAUAAACAAAAAACAAUAACUUACAUUCAAUACAUACUAACAUUAAC
Cotesia glomerata is the source of this 654-nucleotide messenger RNA. RefSeq lists its product as uncharacterized. The transcript is spliced from 3 exons. The record is from RefSeq and is a predicted model, not a curated record. The coding region runs from base 144 to 566 and encodes 140 amino acids. NCBI's taxonomy places the organism in Eukaryota, Metazoa, Arthropoda, Insecta, Hymenoptera, Braconidae.